This is a messenger RNA of Scleropages formosus (Asian bonytongue), 2791 nucleotides long. RefSeq names its product calcium/calmodulin-dependent protein kinase (CaM kinase) II delta 1 (gene camk2d1). The record is from RefSeq and is a predicted model, not a curated record. Bases 717 to 2003 code for a protein of 428 amino acids. Lineage: Eukaryota; Metazoa; Chordata; Actinopteri; Osteoglossiformes; Osteoglossidae. Gene Ontology annotation, biological process: protein phosphorylation. Gene Ontology annotation, molecular function: calmodulin binding; calcium/calmodulin-dependent protein kinase activity; ATP binding. The transcript is spliced from 17 exons.
UGCGGCGGGGGGUGUAAGUUGGAGAGGCUGCAGCAGUUUGUGCCCGAAAAGGACACGACGUUUUAGCCUCUGUGAAAGACGCACGACAGCGAGCAACUAUUCUGCGUUCUGACAGGAAGUCCCCUGUAGACUAGUUUCUCACACACAGCAUGAUUUAUAUAUUCAUUUCGCUGACGUGACGCGUUUCCCGAAUUUAACACUAAGGCGACCUGUGACAGGAACAGCACGUUAUAUGUACUCGUGGCGCAAAAAAUGUCAAAAACUACAAAGAAACAGACAGACGAACCACUUCCUUCAAAAAGCUCCACGCGAUUAACAGAACUAUUAGCGGUGAACGUGACGAGCUGCGGAGUUUCGCAGAACGAGUGAGAGGGACGUGCCGCGUGGGGGCGCUGCGGCGGAGCGCGAGAGGGGCGCGCGCUCGCUCGCUCGCUCGCUCGCUCAGACAGAGAGCAGCGGCCGUCGACACCUCGCGGAGCAGCGCGAGCUCAGUCCGCGCGUCAGCCGCGAGAGCGCCGCUCCACUCCUGGCCGAGCUCUGUUCCCCUCAUCUCUCUCUCUCUCUCUCUCUCUCUCACACUCACACACAGACAGAGUUUAUGCGCUUAUUGUCCGCUGGGGGGAGAAGCGCCGCCCCGGAGGGGAGACUGACUGACUCGCCCAACUGCAAAACCGUCUGUCUUCCUGAAACACUUUUCCUCCGCUCACCUGUCUGCCAUGGCGACCACGACCUGUACGAGGUUCACGGACGAGUACCAGCUGUACGAGGAGCUGGGCAAGGGCGCCUUCUCCGUGGUGAGGAGGUGCAUGAAGAUCUCCACUGGACAGGAGUACGCUGCCAAAAUCAUCAAUACCAAGAAGCUCUCGGCGAGGGAUCAUCAAAAGCUGGAGCGUGAGGCCCGUAUCUGUCGUCUCCUGAAGCACCCCAACAUUGUGAGACUCCAUGACAGUAUAUCAGAGGAGGGAUUCCACUAUCUAGUCUUUGAUUUAGUAACCGGAGGGGAGCUCUUUGAGGACAUCGUGGCCAGAGAAUACUACAGCGAAGCUGAUGCCAGUCAUUGCAUUCAGCAGAUCCUUGAGGCCGUGCUCCACUGUCACCAGAUGGGCGUGGUCCACCGGGACCUGAAGCCAGAGAAUUUGCUUUUAGCCAGCAAACUGAAGGGGGCAGCGGUGAAGCUGGCAGACUUUGGUCUCGCCAUCGAGGUCCAGGGAGAUCAGCAGGCUUGGUUUGGGUUUGCCGGUACCCCAGGAUAUCUGUCUCCGGAGGUCCUGAGAAAAGACCCUUAUGGAAAACCGGUGGACAUGUGGGCUUGCGGAGUGAUCCUCUACAUCUUGCUGGUGGGCUACCCUCCCUUCUGGGACGAGGACCAGCACCGGCUGUACCAGCAGAUCAAGGCUGGGGCCUAUGAUUUUCCUUCUCCUGAGUGGGAUACGGUGACUCCCGAGGCCAAGGACCUCAUCAACAAGAUGCUGACCAUCAACCCGGUGAAACGCAUCACCGCCUCGGAGGCCCUGAAGCACCCAUGGAUCUGCCAACGCUCCACAGUGGCCUCCAUGAUGCACCGGCAGGAGACGGUGGAGUGCCUGAAGAAGUUCAAUGCCAGGAGAAAACUCAAGGGAGCCAUCCUCACCACCAUGCUGGCCACACGGAACUUCUCAGCAGCCAAGAGCUUGCUGAACAAGAAGCCUGACGGCGUCAAGAUUAACAACAAGGCCAACGUAGUAACGAGCCCCAAAGAACCCACCCCCACCCCCGCACUGGAGCCUCAGACCACAGUAAUCCACAACCCGGCUGAUGGAAACAAGGAGUCGACGGAGAGCGCCAACACCACCAUCGAGGACGAGGAUGUGAAAGUGUUGUUUGUUGGUGCGCUGAUGCAUGAACUGAUGUGCACUGCUCCACCCUCUCAGAGCUGCUGUUCCACUCUGCUGCUCCCCCUCCUCUGUUCAGAUGUCAGUUGCUCUUCUGAUGUGCCACUGCUCACUUCUCCCUUUCUCAUAUAAUAUAUGUUUUUCCCUCAUUUCUGAGCUGCGUUACUCUUCAUAUGUCUGCCGUAGCAUGGCCUCUGCUCUCUGCCCGCCGCCCUCGCCGUAGCUCUGUUCACUGAUGCGGUACAGCUCUGUGGCGGCACUGUGCUCCCUCUAGUGUACGGUGGAGCUCUGGGCUUCUCGGGGGAGGCGGUUGUGCUUCGGGGAGUUUAGUGGCACUACCCAAGACACCUGUCUGCGUAGGACUAGGCUAAAACCCACACACCUGCUCUUCCUUCUUGGUCCUUCUGCAUCUUUCUGUCUUUGGUUACUUAUAGUCAUACAGCAAAUACUCUGUUUCUGUCUGCACUUCUUGGAAGGUCUUGUGUGUUGCAUGCAGUGUGAAAACAUGCACACGCAGAUGCCCACAGUGGUGUCAGGGCUGCCUGCGGCGCUCUAGGGAGACCCAUCAAGAGCAACGGUGAAGACCUCAGAUUGAUACUUUAUACUUUUGUUCUGUCCUGGUCAGCUGGACCACGUGUACCUUUGCGUAACGUCCCCAGUAAGCUGGUGACCACAACUAGGAUGGGAGACGUGGCAAAGCGUGGUGAAGUUCCGUAGCUUCUGUCUGUGUGGGUGGGUGUGGGUUCAAGCAAAUACAGUGCCACAGUAGUGGCUGAAUAAAGGCUAAAGGCUAUAUCUGGCUCUAUAAAGCCAUAUCUAAUCAACUCUAAAUGUGACCAGGAGCCACCGUAACAAUUUCAGUACCGGUGUUAUAUGGACGUACUUCCUAGUUCUAGUGACAGUUCUUGCAGCAGCAUUUA